Cinara cedri is the source of this 1482-nucleotide messenger RNA. Lineage: Eukaryota; Metazoa; Arthropoda; Insecta; Hemiptera; Aphididae. The record is from the annotation of a GenBank genome assembly.
CACAAAUAUGGGGACGCCAUUUCAUUUUGGGCCAAGCUUGAUGCCAUAAAAUUCAAAGAUUGGGCUUUCGCAAAAGAAUUUAAUAUUGCAAUUAAUGAGUUAGAAAAGUGGCUGGUACAUGUAUUUGAUUUUGCAGAGGUGGAUUGGGCAACGGAGAAUUCGGGAACUUUCUCUUCUUCAAAUAACUAUUUACAAAGUAUUUUAUGUCAAACAAUUAUGCUGAAAUACCUAUACAUCAUUUUUUCGAGAACAUUUUUUUUUUUACUACAGUGUUCUAAAACUAUUGGUUUGUAUAUAUUUCUGUCUUCUGGGCAAUUAUCACGGUAUUCAGCUAUUUAGUUGUUUUAUUUAUGAUUUAUUUAUGUAUACAUCCAUUGAACUCUAUGUGUUAAGGUUACAUAGCCUGAUAUAUGUAUAUAAUUACAGAGUGAUUUGUAGAUUCUGAGUGGAGCGAAGAAGCUUAUGGUUUUACAAUGAUGUUUAUUAUUUUUUUUUUUUCUCUAUCUGGCAAAUACUUUUUUACCAAAAAUAUUGCUUUAAUUUACAAGUGUAACAUUUUUUUCUGAAAGUUUAUCUGACUGGGAUGGUACUUUAAAUUAAUUUUAAAGGUAAUUUUUUGAUUUUCUCAAGAAUUUUCUCAAUAUACUAGAACAGCGUUUCCCAAACUGUGGUCCGCGGACCCCUAGAGGUCCGCAUAUAUGCCGGAGGGGGUCCACGAGCGUAAAUUGAAAAUACUAUAUANACGUAAAUACUGAGGCAUAAAAGGGUAUAAGGGGGGAGGGGUCCGCGAUCAUUUUUACUAUCUCUAAGGGGUCCGACGGAAAAAAAGUUUGGGGAACGCUGUACUAGAAGAACUGGAAAAAAAUAUAAAUAUAAAUAAGGAAUAAUGGAAGAACAGGAAAAUAGGUACAAUAUUAAACAAAUAAUUUGCUUUAAUAGCAAAUAUUAUUAAAGCAAAUGUAUAAUGCCUAUUUAAUAAUUUUACCAUAAUAUGACAUAGGUAUAUUGUUGACAAAAUAUCACUAUCAACUGAACUCCGCUUAGAAUCGUUUUUUCGUUAGUAAUGGUUUAUAGUUUCUUAAAAAUAUACAUUAAAUUUCUGUCUAGGCUGUCUGUAUCCUACUUUCCCAACUUCCAACCUACAACAGUGACUGUACCGUACCCACGUGUGAAGUGCGUCCGUCCUUUUUUACUGAUUAUUUUACCUUAAAAUCCUAACCCUAAUAAUAAAUAAUUACCAAAAUAAUAUUCAAUUUUAUUACAUAUAAUGUAUAUAUAUAUAUAUAUAUAUAUAUAUAUAUUNCAUAUGUUCAUAAGUAGAUUAACUAGUAAUAUGACUUAUUAUAUUAUAAUAUACUUUAUAUAUUUACAGUAAGUACUGAAGGAUUUCAAACCCUUGAUGACUCGAUAGGAGUGGAAGAUACAUCAGACAGGGAACGACGAAGAGGCGUGUGGCAGGCAGCGACCCUUAAUGGGCCGUAA